Molecule: messenger RNA, 5954 nt
Organism: Haliotis rubra (blacklip abalone)
Lineage: Eukaryota; Metazoa; Mollusca; Gastropoda; Lepetellida; Haliotidae
Product: chromatin assembly factor 1 subunit A-like
Biological process (GO): nucleosome assembly
Cellular component (GO): CAF-1 complex; nucleus
Source: RefSeq, a predicted model, not a curated record
UGAACACACAACAUUCGCGCCAAGUGUGAUCAUUGUCAUGUCGUGGUAACAUUGUGAGACUGGUCACCUGUUCUGUUUGUUUAUUUAUGAUAUUAGGUAAACGGGCUUUGCACCAUACUUAGGAAAAUGGCACAAGUGGCCAACUGUGCCGAAAAACAUGUUGAUCUGUCUGGUGUGCAAUCCUCCGAGGACGUGACCAUUGUUGAUGAUGAUGAUUCACCAUCAUCCUCAAAGAAAUUGAAGCAAGCGCGCCUCCCAUUUAAACCAAUUGGACCCAAAUCCCAAAUAUGUGUCAACCCUGCUCCUCAUGGGGUGCCAAAGAAACGCAAGUUGUCAGAUCAGGAAUCGCCCAGUGCUAAAGCUCCCAAGAUUUUCAGCAAACACCAAGCUGACCGACUCAAGCAUGAUAUCCCAGAGAAGACUCAGUCUGACAUUGUUGACCACGACAAUGAGGUUAGUUCCAGCUCAGAGGCGGAAAAUGUCCCUGUCACGGGGCCGAAACGUAAAGCCUGCGAAACUAACAUCCUGGAGAGAUUUAUUCGCAAGUCGUCCCAAGAAGAGAUAUCUUCAACCAAUGAAGUGGUAGAUUUGACCGAGAUCAGUGAGGAGAUUGUUGAUAACUCUGACAAUGCUAAUGCCUCUCUUGAAGUGACAAGCUCUAAAGGGGUCAAGAAGGCAAGGAAUAAGCUCACUGAUACGUCCAAUGAACAGGCUCAACUUGUUGAUGAGGAUGGAGCUGGAGUUCAGCCUGAGAAUAUAAAUAACGGCGUUGCAAGAAAAGAUGAGAAUGAAGCUGAGAAAGAAAUAAGUAUUUCAGAAUCUGAGUGUAAAGGUGAAGGGAAUAAAGCUGAAAAUACAUCUGUUGCUGAACCAGGGCCUAUCAAGUGUGUGGAUGUUGAUAUGGUGGAAGAGAAAGAUGCACCCACUUCACAGGAUAAGGAAGAGGUGACAGAAGUUGAUACUGCCAAGUUGAAUGAUCUGGACGCAUCAGUCAUUAGUGGUCAGUCGGAUGAAAACAAAAGUUUAGAAUUAAAUGCUUCGUCAAGUAGUAAAUCUGAUAGUGAUGAGGAAAGUAGCACCUCUUCAGAUGAGUCGGAUGACGAGGUGAAUGAUACCUCACUAAACGGAACACAAAACAGUUGUGGAGAUGUGUCUAUAAACGACAGCCUGGCAGACAAUUCUGGAUCCUCCCUAGACAAAAGCCCAACUGUCAACACAUCCGCUUGCAAAACACCAAAAACAAAAACACAGAAGGCCAGUGUUUCUAAGACGCCAGGUGGCAGCACACUACAGACAAGUACACCCAAGAACCUGCGUGAAAGACCUGCAAGCAUUAAGAUGUCUGAAAUCAAGAAGCUGGAGAGGAAACAGGAACAGGAAGCCAAGAGACAGAAAAUACGAGAACAGAAAGAACAAGAAAGACAGCAACAGAAGGAAAAGAAAGAACAAGAGAAGUUGGAGGCAAAGAAGAAAAGAGAUGGAGAAAAGGCAGAAAAGGAACGGAAGAAAAAAGAAGAAAAGGACAAGAAGGAACGCGAGCGACAGGAGAAGAAGGAUCAGUUGGAGCGUGAGAAGCAGGAGAAGCUCCAGCAGAAGGAGGAAGAGAAGAAGAAGAAGCAGGAGAUUAUAGAUGCUAAGAUGGAGGAGAAAAGGAAAAAGGAUGAGGAAAAGCAGAGGGAAGAAGAUGAAAAGAAUAAGAAAAAGCAGAAGGAAAAACAAUCCUUCACUAGCUUCUUCAUAAAAAAAGCACAAUCACAGGCACCUUCUAAGGUGAAGGAGCAGUCCCACUUCUUCAUGCCGUUUGAGGUGAAGAAGGACAUGUUCCUGGCACCUCCUACUCGGCGGGAGUUGGAGGAAGGCGACAAGGCAGCGCUGGACCAACAUCUCCAGACACAGAACGAUCAACCUUUGUACAUCAAGGAGAUAACAAAUUCUUCCUACCAGAAGAAGCAUAGUUCUCGAACUCUUCCACGACUGGCAGUGUCAGCACCCAGUGAUGUCGACGAUGAAGACAGUGUGAAGUGUUUGGACACCGUAGAGGAGGAUAAAAACAAGAAUCUAGUCCGUCAUCACUGCAAACUGCUGCAGUUUCAUACCAACUAUCGUCCUCCCUACUAUGGCACUUGGCGCAAGAUGAGUCAAGUGCUCAAACCCAGGAAUCCGUUUAAACAGGACACGGAGCUGUUUGACUACGAGGUUGACAGUGAUGACGAGUGGGAGGAGGAGGAACCGGGCGAGAGUGUCUCCAGUAGUGAGGAUGAGGGCGAUGAGAAGGAGGACAAGGACGAGGAUGAGGAAGAAGAGGAGGACGGGUGGAUGGUCCCUCAUGGCUACCUGUCUGAAGACGAGGGAUGUGAGCAGGACGAGGAGAUCACCCCAGAUGUGCUGAAGGCUCGCCAAAUGGCGAAGCAGGAAGCUUGGGAGGCAGAACAGAAGAGACAGAAGCAGCCAGUCCGAGCUGUCGUCAUCGGCUUGGCCUGGGAAGGGGAAGCUAUUGCAGCUAACUUGGCUGCCAAACUGGCCCAGUUUCAGGCUGUGUGUUUGUCUAUGGUGCCAAUUGACACGAGAUCUCGGCCAGCGGACAGCACAGGUGGUGGGAAGGAUGGAGACCGGACAUCGUUUGGAAAGGGAAACAGGAAACCAGUGCCAGAGGAAGCCAUGCCUGAUCUAAUACGGCUGUUGCAUGGCAACCUGAUUGGGAUCAAGAAGCUGAUCAAGGAAUUCCGAUUGUACUGGAAGAAAAAGACUUCCGGCAGUCUGGGUGAGGCAGGCGAUGACAAUAUGGAUGUUGAUGAAAGUGUGACCGACAAGAACGCCUCAGUGUUAGAGAGCUCUUGUACGGACGAAAAGAACGCUCAAGUGAGUGCUGUGGACGUUAGUUCUGGUGGAGUUGAGGGGGACGGCAGCAAGGACACACCCGACGGUUGGGGGAUGUCAAAACGGCAGCUGGAGAUGAAAAUUAUGUCUAUUGCUGUGCGGGAAAGGAGACCAAAUUUUAAGAAAGUGUGCUGGUAUGUGAAAGAAGAGGUUCUGAAACAGUACAAGAUGGAGGAACUGGUGCUGCCCAAUACCUGGCAGUAUGUGUCCAAGGGCUUGAUCAAGGUGAAGAACGAGGAGGCUGCAGGGAGGAAAACUCCCAAUAACUUGUCUGAAUCCUUCACAGAUUCAGUUUCAGUCAUCAUGAAGGAAGAGCCAGCUGCGGAAGAUGCUGAAGCUAAACCCCUUCCAAAAGACCAACCCUCAAUUAUGCAGUUUGCAAAGAAAAUGCAACCUAGUGAACUCCCCAAACCCAAGAUUCGAAGAGUACAGCUGAAGCCUGCUAGUCCAGUUCCCAUGCCAAGUGCUGAGAGAUACCCAGUCACUGACCUUGAUCUAUCAGCAGGUGAAGAAGUCCUUGGUCCAUAUAAAACACUGCCAAAAGACCAACGGUCAAUUAUGGAUUUCGCCAAGAAACCUCAAAAUGGUGCACGGACUGUUCCUCCAAAUGUUGUUAAAAAUAUGCUCUUGUCACCAAAGUCCUCCAGUGCUGAUGUUAAUACAAGCCCCAAACAGAUACUCUCAAAGGAGACAACCCCCAAACGGAAAAUAUCAAAGGAGACAAGGGAAACCACUCCCAAACAGAAAAUGUCAAGGGAGACCACCCCCAAACAGAAAAUAUCAAGGGAGACCACCCCUAAACAGACAGUAUCAAGGGAGACCACCCCCAAACAGACAGUAUCAAGGGAGACCACCCCCAAACAGACAGUAUCAAGGGAGACAACCCUGAAAGAGGACACUGAGACUAUGUCUUUGAAGGGGAUUGCCCCAACACCGUCUGUGACAGCAGUCCCCACCAUGAACAAUGUUGUUGCCAAGAAAAACGUGAUAAGUGCUAGUAAGGAGGAGGCAAUGGAUGUAGACGACUGCAUUAUCAUUGACUAGGAUUCUUGGGUAUAGGUGUAGAAUAUUCUGUGUUCAAUAGCAAAUACUAAUAGUUGUGUGUCAAUGUGUACAGAUAUUGCAUGCUUAUUUAAGAAAUGAUUAAUACAAAGCAUUUCAUUAUUACUCUUUUUAAAUUUACUUGAAACCAGUUGGGGAAAAAUUUGAUGUGACCGUCAUCAGUAUAUGAUGAAUACAAGGCACACACUUUUCUGGACUACAGCCUAGAUCAUGCUAGAUGGUGACCUCUUGAUGACAGAUUUGAAAGGACUGGUUUAAACUGAACAAGACCACAAGACACAAGUGCUUUAUGUAACAGACUUUGGGGGGAAGAAAUCUACUUUGCUUCCAGACUGUCUCUUUCCUUUGACUAGAGAUUUAUGGCGAUAUUUUGGAUGAAAUCAUUUUCAAAAGGAAUGCAUUACUCAAUUAUGAUUCCACAUUAAAUUUGUCUUUCACAGAUGCAUACUUAGGUGUGACUCAAACAUGAUUGCUUUCAAACUUUCAUCAACUAUAAGUUCCUACAUACUUUUCUAAGGCAUAUCUGCUGUUCUGUAAUAUGCUGAAUAACAAAAGGAGGUAACUAAUUGUUACGGUCAAAGAGAUAAUAAGAAACGGGUGGUGAUGAUCUCAUUUAAUAAGUGCAAGAAGACUGUCCAACAAAACCGCAGCCUUAGUAAUCAAUGCUGUGUUGCUGGUACUCUUGUUAACUGUAAUAUUUGCCCAAAUUCAUUAUCAUGUUUUGUGACUGUCUACUUUGUAAGAAACAAUUCAUGGAUAUGAUUAACUGAACAUCAGUAUGGAAUAUAUGAAGUGAAUGCAUGUUAGAUUAGUCAACGGACUUUAGCCACUAGUCUGAAGGCCAACACAUGCCAAGUGUGGUGCAGGGUGGUAAAGUGCUAAUAACUGUAUCUAUGACAACACAAAGAUCUACUGAAUGACAAGGUAUGUUCAGGCAAUCAGACCAAACGUUUAGCAGAGACUGCGGUGUCAGGACAACAAAGCAGCUUGAUGGCCACAGAAGUAACUUUUAGCCAAGAUAUACCAUUAAAAAAAAGUAGGGGAUAUUAGAUUUACAAGAUUGAUAAAAUGCAAAUGAAGAAGCCAAGGAGGAAACAAGUUAAGGGAAAAUGUGACAAUAUAUUCCAUUCCUUUUGAAAUAUUUCAUCUGUAUGGAUAUAUAUUACUUGUUCUCAUAUGCAUUGGCACUGGCUAGUGCUAUGCUCACAAAAUGGAAAAUCCGCUACUUGUUUUGAAUGGUAUAUAUCCCUGUUGGUUGAACAUAUAAAACAGAAGUAUUGCUAUAAUGUUUAUCACCUUGUCCAUCUUUACAAAUACUUUCACGAGAAAAUGUAAAUUAAGGGCUCAUACGUGUCCAUGGUGUAUGAUGUGUCAAACAAUUUUAAUCUGAAAGAUAAUGUGAAAGUGUAUUUUGGCUGUGCUUUAUCAUCAGGUGUAACUACUCUUCAUUUACCUGGUAUAUAACUGUGCAAUCCUGCUCCAGAGAUGGUCCUAGUUUUCAACCUUAAAGAUUGAGUAUUAGUAGUUUAUCUGGCAAGACAAUCCUUAUCACUACUUGGGUUAGUUCACCUUAUGGGAUACAAGCACACAAGCAAUACAGGUUGGCUAUAAAUUGUCAUCUGCUGAAUGCAAUACUUUAGGAGUGGAUGAAACCCAAUUUGGGUAUAUUUGUUAUUAAUAUUGGAUGUACUAGUAUUAUGAAUAUAUGUCGGAGGUCAAGUGAAAGUAUGCUAUUCUUCUUUCCCCAUAUUGUCUCUGGGUUAUUGUAGUCUGUGUUCUCAGGGUAUAAGAUGUCAACACCUAAUCUUCACAACUAUGGCACACCUGCCCUCAGCACAUCAUUUGGUAAGUGAUAUUUCCUUCUUGAAACAAAUAACCAUGAAUUUUAUUUAUAACAAAAUUAUUUUAAAAUAAUACCAUAUUGUAAUCUUCUUUUUUUGUCUUCAGUGUCAUUUGGACAUUUGUGUGAAGGGUGAAUGAAUGAAAAAUGUAAAUAAAUAAUCUGAUCAAACAUC